This is a messenger RNA of Trichomonas vaginalis G3, 1290 nucleotides long. Its product is annotated as phosphoprotein phosphatase protein. Gene Ontology annotation, cellular component: nucleus; cytoplasm. Gene Ontology annotation, molecular function: protein serine/threonine phosphatase activity. The record is from RefSeq and is a predicted model, not a curated record. NCBI's taxonomy places the organism in Eukaryota, Parabasalia, Trichomonadida, Trichomonadidae. The coding region runs from base 1 to 1290 and encodes 429 amino acids. The transcript has a single exon.
AUGAAGACCGAGAAUAAAGCUCGUUUUAGAGUAAUUUUAGAGAAUUUCCUUCCAUACAUUAAUGCAUCUUAUGACGAACCAAUCCGCCGUGGAAGGAGCCUCAAACUUCCUUUCGUUAUGCCCGAGUUGUUACGAGAUUUAUUAACAGAAGUCAAGGAAAUUUUUCAAAAUGAACCAAACAUUUUAACCGUUCCAGACAAUACAGUGAUAGUUGGCGAUCUUCAUGGCCAUAUCUUCGAUCUAUUUCGAAUUCUCCACAACUUUAAAUUACCUCCACUCAAAAAUUAUUUAUUCCUUGGAGACUAUGUUGAUCGUGGUGAGUUUUCCACUGAAACAGUAAUACUUCUCUUUACUCUCAAAGUCUUAUACCCAAAAAACGUUUAUAUGAUCAGAGGAAACCAUGAAUUUUUCGAAAUUUUCUCGGAUUUGGAUUUCUACAAUGAACUGCUCAUGGUUUAUGCUCAAGAUGACAUUGUUCAACUUUUUAAUCAGGCUUUCUCUUUUUUGCCAUUGGCUGCCAUUAUUGAUAAAUUUGCGCUUGGAAUACAUGGUGGCUUAGGAUAUAGCUUCACUAGCUUGUCACAGAUAGAAUCCAUCCAGAGACCAAUCGAUGAAUUCGAUGACGGCGUUCUAUCAGAUUUAUUAUGGAGUGAUCCAGCUCCAAACGAACUCGGAUUUAAUCCAUCACCUAGAGGAAUGGGAUCCUUGUUCGGAACAGAUGUCACUAAGAAAUUUUUGGAAAAUUCUCCAGUUGAAAUUAUUAUUCGCGGUCAUCAAUGUAUUGAUAACGGGGUUGAGAAAUGUGAUGGUCAUCAGUUGUAUACCGUAUUCAGUGCAUCGCGAUAUUGUAAUCAGCUAAGAAAUCAAUCAGGAGUUUUAAUUAUCAGACAGAGACAAUUUGAAGCACAUACAUAUCCACCACUUCAAUAUAUAUACCGAGAAGAAGUUAAAUUCAUUCCAACAACUAUUACAAAAAGUGCAAGUGAACUUCCAUCAUUUCAAACUCGGACAACAUGCUCGAUGAAGCUGACUCGUGCAGAAACGCAAUCAACACCAAGACUUAAUUUAUUAUUAAGUGAAGCGGAAGAAAAAUUAGAACCACGUCCGCUAACUCCAAGAAAAAGAUCAAUGCAAAGGGAUAGUAUCACGAAAAGACUAUUUGAGAAUUCUUGCCAUAAGAUAGGCAUUAAAUACCAGAAUUCAUUCACGACAGAUCGUUUACCUUUCGAAAUUAAAGAACCUGAUAAAGCAGUUCCUCCUUCACCAAGAAGAAAUAGAAAUAGAUGCUAG